This is a messenger RNA of Thrips palmi, 2035 nucleotides long. RefSeq names its product 4-hydroxybenzoate polyprenyltransferase, mitochondrial (gene Coq2). Gene Ontology annotation, biological process: ubiquinone biosynthetic process. The transcript has 6 exons. Gene Ontology annotation, cellular component: mitochondrial inner membrane. NCBI's taxonomy places the organism in Eukaryota, Metazoa, Arthropoda, Insecta, Thysanoptera, Thripidae. Bases 227 to 1546 code for a protein of 439 amino acids. The record is from RefSeq and is a predicted model, not a curated record.
AAGCUGGGCAGAAGACGCAAUGAUGUGAUCAUGACCCACGAGUCUUAUUGUAGUUUCGGGCUAACAUUCUUUACUACUUUAGUAUUUCACAAAAAACAAUGUUACCGUCGAUAACUUUGCACUAGUGCUUUAGCCUUUUGACAACGUCAGGUGUUGUGAUGCAAUGUCAACGUAAACAAAAGUAUUCUUCUGUAGCUGUCUAGAUCGUCGUCUGUAUUCAACAACUAUGUACCGACACGCAAUUUUGUGUGGGUUAAUCGUCAGGAAGAUAACGCCAUUUAGUCGACACUCUAUAUUAGAUACUUGUUUAAAAAUAUCUUCUGUGAGGAGUCUUGCCUCUUGUAUGUGUACUAAUCGCCGGUCUUUCUGCACACGGAAAUGGGGUUAUAAUUCCAAGGUGAUCCCUUACGGCUCUUUAGCGAAGCAAUUUAGUCAAUCCCAGCAUUAUAGGUGUUCUGGCACAUAUCGAGAUAGAAAUAAACACCUGGUCAGAAGCAAAACCACUACUGUACUCCCUAGUUGUAAAAAGAGCAGCCUACCACAGGCGUUGCCUAAAGAAGGAUCUCAGCGGAUAAGUGAAAAAGUACCUGUGCAUGUGCCCCAAAUAAGUGAAAAAUUAGUAAACAAAUGUCCCUUACAUGUUCAACCUUAUCUUAAGCUUAUGCGCAUAGAUAGACCAAUUGGAACAUGGUUACUGUACUGGCCUUGUGGUUGGAGCAUAGCCAUGGGUGCGUCAGCAGGCUGCCUUCCUAGUUUGGAGAUGCUGUCCCUCUUUGCCAUUGGAGCAUUUGUAAUGCGGGGUGCAGGAUGUACCAUAAAUGAUCUUUGGGAUCGUGACAUUGACAGUAAGGUAGCUCGCACUCAAGAUAGACCUCUGGUAAAUGGUUCUAUUAGUCCACUUGAUGCUGUCAUUUUUCUCAUGGGUCAAUUAGGCGUUGGCCUACUUGUCCUUCUUCAGUUGAAUGCGUACUGUGUUGUCCUGGGAGCAUCCUCUCUGGGUCUUGUGAUAUUGUAUCCAUUGAUGAAACGUGUAACAUACUGGCCCCAGUUUAUUCUUGGCCUUACUUUCAACUGGGGUGCACUACUAGGAUGGGCAGCAAUCCACGGCUCUGUGGAUUUAGCAGUGUGUUUACCACUUUAUUUAGCAGGGACUUGCUGGACAAUUUUCUAUGACACCAUUUAUGCCCACCAGGACAAAGUUGAUGAUGUGUUACUUGGAAUAAAAUCAACUGCCAUCAAGUUUGGUGACAAUACAAAAUUGUGGCUCUCUGGGUUUGGCACUUCUAUGAUUGGAGGACUAUUGCUGUCUGGUAUGAGUUGUGGUAUCGGAUGGCCCUACUAUGCAUCAGUUGCAGCAGUAGCUUCCCAUUUAGCUUCUCAGGUGUAUAAGCUAGACAUAAACAAUCCUAGUGACUGCGCCAACAAAUUUAUUUCAAAUCACCAAGUAGGUUUGAUUCUGUUCCUUGGGAUAGUACUGGGGAUGCUGAGUAAAGUGGAGAAAGAAAAUGAAGAAAAGGCCAAUAAGCAAGUGGUACAGGAGUGUUAAGUCAUAAUUGCAGAAACUGCAAGUGAUUGUUAUUGUUCCUAGGUACUAUCUAAAAUAUAAGUGUUGUCAUUCAAUUUAGGGAUAGCUUCUCUCUAAAAACUGUAAAAGCCAUCUGCUGUGAUCCUACUUCCCCCAGUAGCACCAAUGUGCAUCAAAUGUGCAACAGAGCACAUUCAAAGCAAGAUUAUGCAUUAAAAGCACAUAAAAGGUAACACAUUUUAGGCAUCUUUAAUGUGCAUUUACAAGCAUCAAUGUGCUUUACAUGCCCCUAAAAUGUGUUACCUUUCAUGUAAAUUUUAAUGCGCUUGGUUCAUUGGGCGCUGCUAGGGUCCUGCGUAUGUUGAAAAUCUUGUAUGGAAUCCAAUAAAAAUCACUCAGCUACCAAUGCAAAAACCAAUGCAAAAAAGAAAAUUAAGGUAAAAUAAAUGUUAGUUCCAAAGGAAAACAAGUUAUAAACUUGUUAUAAAUAAAGUCUUUCUUGCACCAAGA